AUGUUUACUAUCUCCAUAUCUAAUCACAGCAGUUCUGGAUUUGUUCUCACUGGUUUAACUGGCCUAGAAGUUGAUGAUCUCUGGGUCUCCAUCCCUCUCUCCAUCAUCUAUGCCAUGGUGUUCCUGGGAAACUGCAUGGUGCUCCAUGUGAUUCGAACUGAGCCGAGCCUGCACGAGCCCAUGUUCUACUUCCUGGCUAUGCUGGCCCUCACCGAUCUGUCCAUGGGGCUGUCCACCGUGCACACAGUGCUGGGUGUCCUGUGGAGGUUCAUUCAAGAGGUCAGUCUGGAUUCCUGCAUCGCUCAGUCCUACUUCAUCCAUAGUCUGUCCUUAAUGGAGUCCUCAGUCCUCCUAGCUAUGUCCUUUGACCGCUACAUAGCCAUUUGCAACCCUCUACGCUAUUCCUCCAUCCUAACUAAUGACAACAUAGUGAAAAUUGGCGUAAUGAUCUUAUGUAGGAGUUUCUUCCUCAUUCCUCCAGUCAUCAUCCGCCUGAAGUUUUUAAACUACUGCCGCCCUCAUGUCCUCUCUCACUCCUUCUGCCUCCACCAGGACUUAAUCCAAAUGGCCUGCUCAGACAUCCGCUUCAAUAACAUUUACGCUUUGGCUCUGGUGAUCAGCACUCUGUUGUUGGAUGCUGUGCUCAUCCUAAUCUCCUAUGUCAUGAUCCUGCACACAGUUUUAGCCAUUGCAUCCCGGGAGGAGAGAAUGAAAUCCUUGCAAACUUGUGUGUCUCACAUCUGUGCUGUUCUAGUUUUCUACAUCCCCAUCAUUGGUCUGACCAUGGUGCACCGCUUCGGAAAACACCUCUCCCCACUGGUUCAUGUUUUCAUGGGCAACAUCUACAUCCUUUUCCCACCCUUGAUGAACCCCAUCAUUUAUAGCAUCAAGACCCAACAGAUACGCAGGAGAAUCCAGAGAUUGUUCUAUCUGAAGGGAACCUAA
Chinchilla lanigera (long-tailed chinchilla) is the source of this 945-nucleotide messenger RNA. RefSeq names its product olfactory receptor 51V1-like. Gene Ontology annotation, biological process: G protein-coupled receptor signaling pathway. The record is from RefSeq and is a predicted model, not a curated record. Lineage: Eukaryota; Metazoa; Chordata; Mammalia; Rodentia; Chinchillidae. Gene Ontology annotation, cellular component: membrane. The coding region runs from base 1 to 945 and encodes 314 amino acids. Gene Ontology annotation, molecular function: G protein-coupled receptor activity; olfactory receptor activity. The transcript has a single exon.